AUGAUUAUUCCCCUUUUCUUCUUGAUAAUCACAAGCACUUGCCUUCUUUUGCAUGGGCGGCAGGAAACUUUUACCCGUGACACAUUUCAACCAGCGAUAGCUGUUUUCGUCAGUAGUCACUCAGAUUUUGUUCAGUCUGCCUUCUCCCCUACUUCUCCUUCUCCUCCUCCUCCUCCUCCUUCUUCUUCUUCUUCUUCUUCUUCUUCUUCUUCUUCUUCUUCAUAUCCCCCCUCUCUUUCUAAGACGCACAGCACUCUCAGGAACCAGAAACGGCAUGAGAAGACAUUAAUAUCUUGCCAAUUCUUACCUUUUUCUUCUUCUUCUUUUUCUUCUUUUACUUCUUCUACUUCUUCUUCGUCUUCUCCUCCUCCUCCUCCUUCUACUUCUCAAAUUUCUUCUUUUAUUAUGUUAAUUUACCUCUUUCUCCUCUUCUGUACCUCUCUAAAUUAUUCUCUUUUGCGUCCUCUUCUCUUUUUUAUUGUCUUUUUUUCUUUUCAUUUUCUUUCUUUCUUUCUUUCUUUCUUUCCAUUUCUAUUUUUCUUUCCUUUAAUUUCUCUUUUUUUUCUUUCUUUUGAUGUCUCUUUUUGCUCUUUUUUUCUCUCGCUUCAUUUUCUUUCUUCAUUCGUUUUAGUCUUUUUCUGUUGUUUUCUUGUGAUUUUAAUUUUUUUUACCUUUGCUUUCUUUCUUUCUGUCUUUCUUUUCAUUUCUCCGUUUUCUUUCUUUUUUUUCGAUAUAUCUUUUUCUUCCUUUUUCUCUUUUUUUGCUUUGCUCUUUUUAUUCUCCUCUUUUUUUUCUUCUUUUCUAUGUUCUACAUUCUUCCUUUCUUUCUUCUCUCUUUUUUUUUUUAAUAUCCAUGGUUUAACCUUUCACUUUCGUCCCUUCAUUUUUCCUUCUUUCUUUUCCUACUUCAUACUAUCAAUUUCUAGUGUUUUCCUUGUUUUUUUUCUUCUUUUCUUGUCCCAUUUUCUUUUUCUUUCUUAUAACUUAAUUUUUCUUUCUUCAUCACGCUAUCACUUCCUCCAAUAUCUAUCCUUCUAUUGUCUACUUUCCACUUCCAUUUUUCUUUUUCUUUUCGUUUUCUUCUUUCUUUUCUUUUUGUUUUCCACUUUCUUUUCUUUUUGUUUUUCUCUUUCUUUUCUUUCCUUUUUUUGCUUUUCCUUUUCUUUUCAUUUCCUUUUCCUUUUUCUUUUCUUUUCUUUUUUCUUUUCUUUUUGUUUUUCUCUUUCUUUUCUUUUUUGUUUUUUUUUCAUUUCUUUUUUUUUUUUUCUUUUUUUUUUUUUUCCUUUUUUUUUUUUUUCUUUUUUUCCUUUUUCUUUUCUUUUCUUUUUUUUUUUUUCCCUUUUUUUCUUUUCUUUUUUUUCUUUUCUUUUUGUUUUCUUUCCUUUUUUUGCUUUUCCUUUUCUUUUCAUUUCCUUUUUCUUUUCUUUUCUUUUCUUUUUUCCCUUUCUUUUCUUUUUGUUUUUCUCUUUCUUUUCUUUCCUUUUUUUGCUUUUCCUUUUCUUUUCAUUUCCUUUUCCUUUUUCUUUUCUUUUCUUUUCUUUUUUCCCUUUCUUUUCUUUUUGUUUUUCUCUUUCUUUUCUUUCCUUUUUUUGCUUUUCCUUUUCCUUUUUCUUUUUUUUUUUUCUUUUUUUUUUUUCUCUUUUUUUUCUUUUGUUUUUCUUUUUCGUUUUCUUUCUUUUUUCAUUUCUUUUCGUUUUCUUGCCUUUCCUUUCUUUCAGUUUUAUUCAUUUUCCUCUUUCUUUUAUUUUCUUUUUGUUUUCCUCUUUCUUUUCUUAUUAUUUCUUUCCUUUUUCUUUUCUUUUCCUUUUCCUCUUUCUUUUUCGUCUUCCUCUUUCUUUUCUUCUCUUUUUCUUCAUUCCUUUCUUUACUUUUCGUUUUCCUCUUUCUUUUCGUUUUUUCUUUCUUGACGUUUACCUCUAUCUUUUCUUUCUAAUUUCUUUUUCCUCUUUCUUUCUUUCUUUCUUUCUUUCUUUCUUUUCAUUUCUUUUCAUUUUCCUCUUUUCUUUUCUUUUCUUUUCUUUUCUUUUUGCUCUUUUCUAUCUUUUCUUCAUUUUCUUCUUUCUUUUGUUUUUCAUCUUUUUGUUCUUUUUCCUUUUCCCUCUCUUCAUUUUGUUUUCCUCUUUCUUUUCUUUUCUUCCUUUUUUCCCCUUUCUUUAA
Acanthosepion pharaonis is the source of this 2157-nucleotide messenger RNA. Lineage: Eukaryota; Metazoa; Mollusca; Cephalopoda; Sepiida; Sepiidae. The record is from the annotation of a GenBank genome assembly.